Molecule: messenger RNA, 762 nt
Organism: Kluyveromyces marxianus DMKU3-1042
Lineage: Eukaryota; Fungi; Ascomycota; Saccharomycetes; Saccharomycetales; Saccharomycetaceae
Gene: EAF5
Product: Eaf5p
Exons: 1
Coding region: 1-762 (253 amino acids)
Source: RefSeq, a predicted model, not a curated record
AUGGAGGAUGUCAAGAUCAACGAGAUAUUAGAUAUGAUCAAGGAGAUGUUUCCGAACCAGACGAGCCUCAACGAUGGGCAGAUAACGUUUUAUCACUUGCAGAUCAACGAGAUACAGAACAAGAUAAUGGACGUUUACGAGAGGUGCCAGCGAGACCUCGUGAACAAGCUAGCGAAGAACGAAGCUGAAUUGAGGCGGGUGAGGGGUCCUAGCGGUAGUAAUGGUACCAAUGGUUCGAUAGCGUCUACCGUGCCUGCUACUGCUAGUUCGAGCACGACCGGUAGUAGUAGUACUGGUGGUUCUGGUUCUGGUUCUGCUCCUGCUUCUACUUCUACUUCUGCAGUUGCAGCUGCGGCUGCACCUGCUACUGCUGGUAGUAGUGGUGGUGCUACGUCAAACAACUCUGCCAACGGCGGUAGCGGUGGUUCCAACAAGGUAGACUACAUGAAGUCGCGGCGUGGCAAGAUCCUAGCGAUGUACCGUGACACAGUGAUAGCGAAGCUCGAGUCGUUCGAGCAGUUCAAGAAAGUGUUUGAUUCUUUUGCCAACAUCAGCAACAACGAGGUCAUCAAGGUGGAAAACGACCUCAAGAAGUUGAAAACGUUGCAUCUAAACAACUUGAUCGACCUACAAUGGAACCUACAGAACUGUGUAACGAACGGUGUGAUGAGUAUGGGCCACGAGGACACAGAAAAGGUACUUCUGGCCCAAGAUGAGCUAGACAUGACUGUCAAUUUUGUCAGAGACGCAAUGGACAACUGA